Rotaria sordida is the source of this 1611-nucleotide messenger RNA. Lineage: Eukaryota; Metazoa; Rotifera; Eurotatoria; Philodinida; Philodinidae. The record is from the annotation of a GenBank genome assembly.
AUGGCUGAACUUUGGUGGACAGUGAAUAAUGUUGAACAAGAGAUUACGUUUGAGUUGCAUAUGAAGACUAUCGGAUGGAUUGGUCUUGGGAUUAGUCCAGCUGGAGGUAUGAAAGGCGCUGAUAUCGCAGUUGGAUGGGUCGACUCUUCUGGCAAAGCUCAUAUUCAAGAUCGAUUUGCAUUCGAUAAAAUGAAACCAGUCAUAGAUAACACAACUCAAGAUUGGUUUCUUCUUCAAGGUCAAGAACAAAAUGGAUGGACAGCUAUUCAAUUCAAACGUUACUUUGAUUCUUGUGAUACAAUGGAUGUUCCUAUAAAAUCUGGUACAAAUAUUCUUAUAUUUGCCUAUGGUCUUGUCGAUCUUGAUUUAUCUCGAUCAGAAGACGAUAUCACGUAUCAUGAAAGCAGAAGAGGUGCACGUAUGUUACCACUUCGAUCAUAUUCCAAUCAACCGGCAGAUGAUAUGUUUGUUGGACUUGAUUUCUUCGAUUUUAGCUUCGAGAAUUAUGUUGUUCCACCGACUGACACUACGUAUCAUUGCAAAGUAUUUAAAAGUCCAAGUACAUUUCUUGCGAAAAGACAUGCAAUAGCCCAUAAAAUAUUGAUUGAUUCGAGAAAUGUGAAUCUUUUACAUCAUCUAGACCUAUUUGAAUGUCCAUCCACGGAUGUAUAUGAUGAUGCUAAACUACCCGAUGGUAUAUGCGAUGACAUUCUCAAUGGAACAAGAAAGUGUUCGUUAACUAUAGCUACCGCUUGGGCAAUUGGUGCUGAUGUGACUACUGUAUAUCCAGAAGAAGCUGGUUAUGCUGUUACCAGUGACAUCGGUACAAAAUAUUUCAUGAUUAAAAUACACUAUGAUAAUCCACGACUAGCUUCGAAUCUUCAAGACAGUUCAGGCAUUCGAUUUUAUCUUGGCAAUAAACUUCGACAAUAUGAUCUUAGUUACCUAAUAUUUGGAACUCUGUCUAAUCCAGCAAGUCUUGCUAUUCCGCCAAAAGUCGAACAAUUUAUUGUCGAUUCCUAUUGUCCUCCUGAAGCUACUCGCGAUUUUCCUGUUUCUGGAAUCAAUGUUGUGUCUGCAUUGCCACAUACUCACUUACAAGGGUAUAGCGUGUGGACCAAACUAAUUCGUAACAAUACAGCUGUUCAAUAUUUAUUUAAUGCAGAAGCUUACGAUUUCAAUUAUCAAUUCGCAAAUCGGCUACCAAAACCGAUCAAAAUCUAUCCAGGAGAUGCAUUUGCUACUCGUUGUAUAUACACUACAAGAAACAAGAAUGAGAUCACACUGGGUGGGCAGCGGACAACAGACGAAAUGUGUUCUCACACAUUUUCUUAUUAUCCUCUUGUCGACAGUUUAGCCGGAUGCAUGACAGCAAUUGAUGAGACGGCAUGGCGAACUAUUAUGAAUACAUCUUCGCCAAUAGACAACAGUAAACUAGCGCAAUGGCUUCAUAAUCUUACAUGGACAACUGAAUCAACUGCUCAAUGGCAAGAGUUCUUUGAUAAAGCUCAGCGUCGUAUUGUUUACGGUCGAGAAGGUCAAAUGGAAUCUAAAAUUUUACCUACCAUCCCGAAAUAUGAAGAUCUCAAAGUUGAACUAUGUAAUAAAUAA